AUCUCAUCUCUUUUCCUUUCAGGGGAUUAAUUUGACAGCACGUAUUGAUGGCUCUAAAGAAGUCAUCGCUUGCACUGGAUUCCAGUGAGAGUGACUCGGAAGAGUUGCCAACAUUUGCCUUCCUGAAGAAGGAACCAUCUUCAACAAAGAGGAGCCAGCCUCAGAGGGAGGCAAAAAUCGUUGUGGUUGACACCUCGGAUUCUGAGGCCUCCUGUCCUCCGUCACCAAGGUUGAAAGAUGUACCACCUAUCCCAGACAUGGCUGAACCUGUCACACAAACAGAGCCAGUUAGGGUGCUAAGCAGUGAAAGUGAGGAUGAGGAAGAAUUAGCUCCCCUGGCUGAGAGGCUUACGUGUAAGUUUUUGACGUGCAAGCAACUGAGCCCUGAGGAUUCUAGCUCCCCAGUUAAAAGUGUAUGGGAUCAUCAAAAUAGUGAAGGAGCAUCACGUGACUGGGAAAAACAACCCUUUCCAAAGGUCCCUGAUCUUCCCCUCCACGAAACCUCAGAGAGACAUGCAUCAACUAACAAGGGCCUUGCGGGAGACAAUCCACGCCAUCAGCUUCUGGCCUUCAAAGCUACCUGCCCUGUCCCGAAUGGCAGCUGGACCAUAACCAAAACAAAUGCUGAGGUCCCCCCAUUUCAGAAGAGAACCAAGCAUAGCCAGAAGGUCCAGAGGAGAGGCUUGCAGGGAUGCCAGCCGCGGAGACAACAGGAGAGGACGAAGAAGGCAGCCCCGGUUAAUAGGCUGAAAGCUCAGAGGCCCGAGGAAUGCUUAAAGCACAUCGUCGUGGGGCUGGAUCCAGUGCUUUUGCAGACGGAAGGGGGAGGCCAGCUCCUCGGAGCCCUGCAGUCCAUGGAGUGCCGCUGUAUGAUCGAGGCGCAGGCCGUGCCCUGCAGCAUCACCUGGAGGAGAAGGGCUGCACCAGCUGAGGAUGGACAGGAAGACUGGGUGGAGGAACCGAUGGUCCUGGCGCUGCUCCCGGCAGAGGCGUUCGUGUCCAUGGUCCAGAACUUCAAGGAGGGAAGUGCGGGCGGCACUGAGAAGGGGAAGGAGACGCUGCGGAGCUUUGUGACUGAUGCCACAGCAAGGGCAGCUGGGAAAGCUCUGUCGCUGGUGAUUGUGGAUCAGGGGCAAUGCUUCAGCCUGGAGCUGCUGCUGUCUGAUUUCCUCCCCAGUUACAGUGCUCCAAACCCUCCAAGAAGAAGGAAGCAGGGAGUGGCAGAUAGGGAACAGGCCAAGGAGAAGAAGCAGAGACGACCAGCGGCCAACACAGGGUGCAUGGUGUCCAGGGUAGACGUGGAAGAGGCCUUGGUGGAUAUGCAGCUGUACACACAAGCCCAGGCCCGAAUGGUGCAGAGCUGGAAAGAGCUGGCUGACUUCGCAUGCGCGUUUACGAAGGCUGUGGCUGAGGCGCCCUUCAAGAAGCUUCGAGACCAAACUAGUUUCUCCUUCUGCCUGGAGAGUGACUGGGCUGGAGGGGCAAAGGUGGACCACACGGGCAGGGGACUUGCACUGGUCUGGAGGAGACAGAUUCAGCAGCUGAACCGAGUCAGCCUGGAAAUGGCCAGCGCCAUUGUGGACACAUAUCCCUCCCCCCAGCUUCUGGUCCAGGCUUACAGGCGGUGUCUCUCGGAGCAAGAACGCCAGAAUUUGCUCGCAGACAUACAGGUGCGCCGUGGGGAAGGCGUGACCGCCACCUCCCGCCGUGUUGGACCAGAGCUCUCCAGGCGCAUCUACCUUCAGAUGACUGGUCUGCAGCCAGAUCUCUCUUUAGACAGUGCAGACUGA
This is a messenger RNA of Odobenus rosmarus divergens (Pacific walrus), 1790 nucleotides long. RefSeq names its product essential meiotic endonuclease 1 homolog 1 (S. pombe) (gene EME1). Bases 48 to 1790 code for a protein of 580 amino acids. Gene Ontology annotation, cellular component: Holliday junction resolvase complex; nucleus. Gene Ontology annotation, molecular function: nuclease activity; DNA binding. Gene Ontology annotation, biological process: replication fork processing; double-strand break repair; mitotic intra-S DNA damage checkpoint signaling. The record is from RefSeq and is a predicted model, not a curated record. The transcript has 8 exons. NCBI's taxonomy places the organism in Eukaryota, Metazoa, Chordata, Mammalia, Carnivora, Odobenidae.